This is a messenger RNA of Dendroctonus ponderosae (mountain pine beetle), 701 nucleotides long. RefSeq names its product carcinine transporter-like. The record is from RefSeq and is a predicted model, not a curated record. Bases 328 to 663 code for a protein of 111 amino acids. The transcript has 3 exons. Lineage: Eukaryota; Metazoa; Arthropoda; Insecta; Coleoptera; Curculionidae.
GAACCGAUGAGUUAUAUCUCUUUAACUCAGAGAGCGGCAAUGACUCAAUAGUGCUACCCAGGCCUACCACCUGUCUCUUCCUUCUCCUCUUGACUCACAAGACUGCUUUUAGAGAACGACCAGACCACGCUGGUGCUCUUCCUGGUGUCGAAAUCGGCCAUCUCCGCCUCCUUCUUCAUCAUCUACCCCUUUGCGGGCGAAUUGUACCCCACAGCGAUUCGGGGCUUGGGGAUAGGAGCCUCCGCCUAUAUAGCCGGUCUCGGCCUGAUCAUCAUCCCCUUUGUCACCUACUUGGGCUCCGAUGUCCUGGUUCUCCCCAUCAUCAUAAUGGGCAUCAUCUCCGUGCUGGGGGGACUGUGCGGCCUGCGACUCCCCGAAACCCUCCACCACCGCCUGCCGCAGACCAUGGAGGAGGGCGAGGAGUUUGGCAAGGACUUCGAGUGGAGCGACUGUCUUCGCUGCAGGCCUCCUAAGCCGAGCGUCGCCCUGAGCGGCUCCUACGAGGACUUGGAGAUGAGCGACGUGAAGCCGGGGGAUGAGGAGCAGCUCGAGGAGAGUCCGGAGCCGCGGCGCAUCUCCAUGAGGAGGCUGGCGCGUCAACAGAGCGUGAUGGAUACGCAGAAAACGGCCGAUGGGACCAUGAACAUGACCUACUGGUUUUGAGGCUCUUAGAUUCGAAUAAACAAGGGUUUUCCACUUGA